AUGACUGAAUGUAAAAUCGUUGUUCUAUACGUCAUCUUCUAUUGGACGGUGAAAUAUAGUGAUGCUGUAUUUCACCGAUCACCAUCUCUCGGUUGUGAACAUUAUCUUGAUGACUAUGAAAUUCUCAAACAAUUUCCGUUUCCCGUUUUAAUUAAUCCAGAAACAAUUCAUACGAAUGAAAGUAUUGCUACUAUGUAUCCGACAGAACGUGUUGUCAAUUCACUGACGCUCGUCGAGCCAAAUGGUGUUGUUCCUGAGAGUAUCUUCUGCUUGAAAGAACUUAAAUAUUUAAUCAUCAAAAAUAUGGUCUUCAGCGAUGGUAUAGUUCCGGAUAGUCUGGCAGAUCUACAAAUAUUACAACGUCUUGAAAUAAUCAACACGACGAUUACUAAGAUGACGAAUCAAUUAACGGUUUUAAAACAUCUCUAUUGGUUAAUCUUGGUCAACUGUUCACUUCCGCAAUUACCUAAUCUGAGUAAUUUGUCGAAUGUCUGGCAUAUUGAACUUGAUCGCAAUCAUCUAUCGAAACUUGAUGGAUUAGACGGGGACAUUCUCAGUUUGUCACUCUCGAACAAUCUCUUCUCUGAAAUACCGACUGUAAAAAUCCCCGCAUACGUCGAAGAACUUACCAUGAAUAAUAAUCCUUUACGAAAUAUCAUCAAACUUGAUUCGUUUAUCAACUUAGAGCGAGUUGAUCUUCACAAUACAACUCUCACCUCCAUUCCACCGACGAUUAACAAACUGCAAAAACUUGAGCGUCUUGAUUUAUCUUACAACGACUUAUUUUAUCUACCAUUCAAUAUUCUCGAAUUAAAUAAACUUAACACACUCUUCGUUAAUAACAAUUCAUUCUCCGAUCAAGAAAUUGAAACAAUCAAAACGUAUUUUAAUAUGAGUCAUCCAAAUAUCACUCUGUGUAUUUAA
Molecule: messenger RNA, 924 nt
Organism: Adineta ricciae
Lineage: Eukaryota; Metazoa; Rotifera; Eurotatoria; Adinetida; Adinetidae
Source: the annotation of a GenBank genome assembly